CGCAAUCCUGUGUCCAUGGCAUUAAACGCGGCCCCUGGGUCCCUUCCGCGCCGCCUCUGUCCCUUCUCGCGGCUGCUGGGCCGGGGCCUUCCCCGGGAGCCGCGGGGCUCGGGACGCCGCGCUUCCGUCGGGGCGGGGCGGGGCUACAAGAAGCUCCUCCUCCCCAUGUGCUGCGCAUGCGCAGGGCGCGAGUUCCGGUCCGAGCGCUGCCGGCUCGUGUCCCCGGGUCCCGCCGCGAUGCUUUUCUACUCCUUCUUCAAGUCCCUGGUGGGCAAAGAUGUGGUGGUGGAGCUGAAAAACGACCUCAGCAUUUGUGGGACACUCCACUCCGUAGACCAGUACCUGAACAUCAAGCUGACAGACAUCAGUGUGACAGACCCUGAGAAGUACCCACACAUGCUGUCAGUGAAGAACUGCUUCAUCCGGGGCUCAGUGGUCCGGUACGUGCAGCUGCCAGCCGACGAGGUGGACACACAGCUGCUGCAGGAUGCCGCGCGCAAGGAGGCGCUCCAGCAGAAGCAGUGACCUGCCCCCCCCGGAUGCCUGGGUUCCUGCCUCAGACCUGAGCAGAGCUGGAGCCCACGUCCAGACCUCCCCACACCCCUGUGUUCCUGUCCUGCCCCCCCCCCCCCCCCCCCCCCCCCCCACACCUGGGCUAAUAGCUCAGAGGUGCCUGGCUCCUGCACUGUCUUGAGCAGCGCUGGAGCCUACAUCUAGAUCCCCAGACACCUGGGUUCGUGCCCUUCCGCACACCUGGAUCCCUGUCCUAGUCUUGAGCAGCGCUGGAGCCAACAUCUACCUCCCCGGACACCUGGGUUCCUGCUCCGGUCCUGAGCAGAACUGGAGCCAUAUCUAGGUCCCUGGGUGCCUGGGUUCUUCCCCCCUGCAACUACUGGGGGGGUUCCUCUUACGGGACCCCAUCCCUUUUUUUCACCACACUCCUGAAGGCCCCUAUUUUAGCCUGAUCUUUUGUUGCACUGAGUUUUCUACCCCUCCUUUUGGUUCUUUUAAGGCAGGGUAUCUAGUCUCCCUGCCCCCUAUGGGAUAGAGUCGAGGGUCCUGGAGGGGGAGGGGGUUCCAGCACCUGGGGGGCAAAUAAUCACAUGGGGGCAUCUUUGGGGCCUUGUCUGUGCAUAGACUUGGCAGUGGGGUAUUAAAUUUGGGUGUCUUCAACCUUUGAUUUGUAUCAAGGCUUGUCUGGGUCUAUGGGGCGGGGAGGGGGGUACUGGCCAUGGUCCUGGACAUCUGGGUUCCUGGAGCUCCCCCAGGGCCUCGCAGCUAGGAGGGACUGGAAUGGGGGGGGGCUCUAGGCUCUAAGCUAUGAAGCUGAAAAAGGGGUGGUGGUUACAAUGGACUAGUCUAUCUGACUUGCAGGGGGAGUGGAAUGGACUAGUUUAUGUAGAAUGGUCUAGUCUACUUUAGAUGGUUGGGGGGAGGGUAGAGUGGACUGGUCCACCUGGCUUGGAUUGUAGGGGGUGGACUGGACUAGUUCUAGCUUGGCCUGCAGGGCCUACGGUGGACUAGUCCAUUUGGCUUCUGGGGUAGAAGGGUUCUAAUCUAGUUUAGACUACAAGGGCGUAAAGUGGACUAAUCCAUUUAGCUUUGUAGGGGUUAGAAUGGACUAAUUCAAAUAGUUAGGAUUGCAUGGGGGUUUGGAAUAGACUAGUCCAUCUAGCUUGGCAGGCAGGGGGUAGAAUGGACUACUCCAUUUAGCUUUGUAGGGGGGUAGAAAGGACUAGUCCAACCGGCUUGGACUGCAGGGGGGAGUGGAGUAGCUCAUUUGCCUUGGUUUGUAGGGGGAAGCGUAGGUUGAUCUAUCUUGCUUGAAGGGGGGGGAAAUGGUGUUUAGACUGCUCCAUUAGGCCUACCUCCUAGGGGGAGGAGUUCAGCCGGACUGAUCCACCCGGAAGAGACUGGCGAGGGGGAACUUGGGGGUUUCUCCCCCCACCCCCCUGCCCCACAGCAGCCAGCCCUAGGGCCUGUUUAGCCUCAUCAAGAAUCCCCUGUGCCACACUGGGCUGCCUGGGGGUGGGAAUGGACCAGCCCAUCUGGCCUGGUCCAUUCCCCAAGCUGGGGUGAGGGGUGUCUCCAUCCCACCAGGGCUGGUGGUGGUCCCCUCUGCUCUGGUUUUAUGCUCCCACAUCUCAAUAAAAGUGUUUUGUAGCA
Molecule: messenger RNA, 2166 nt
Organism: Alligator mississippiensis (American alligator)
Lineage: Eukaryota; Metazoa; Chordata; Crocodylia; Alligatoridae
Gene: LSM2
Product: LSM2 homolog, U6 small nuclear RNA and mRNA degradation associated
Exons: 5
Coding region: 16-525 (169 amino acids)
Biological process (GO): mRNA splicing, via spliceosome
Cellular component (GO): Lsm1-7-Pat1 complex; P-body; catalytic step 2 spliceosome
Molecular function (GO): RNA binding
Source: RefSeq, a predicted model, not a curated record